UUUGCAGAGCGCAGUUGUUCCCCAUCCAGUUAGGUGUUUGUUAUCCUGAGCGCGAGUGAGAGCGCGAGGAGAAGGAAGUGAAGGACUGACGGAGGGACUAUCUUCUGCGAUCGGUGUGCGUCGCGGGGGAUCGUUUUGACUGGCUGAUUUUUUGCCUGACAGUUAUAUUUAGUUGCAGCGGUUUACUUUAUUUUUCAUAUUUGACAGAGAAGUUCGGGAAAAUGGAUGUUUUACCUAUGUGCAGCAUCUUUCAAGAACUUCAAAUAGUUCACGACACGGGCUAUUUCUCAGCCUUACCGUCCCUUGAGGAGUACUGGCAGCAGACCUGUUUGGAGUUGGAGCGCUACCUACAGAGUGAGCCUUACGUCUCCACGUCCGACCUGAAGUUCGACGGCCAGGAGGAUCUCUGGAGCAAGCUGAUCUUAGCCUGCGGGGACAAGGCCAAGGUCGAGUCUGACCCCAAGUUGCCCCCGGCCCAUGAGGAGGACAAUCAGGACAGCCAACUGUUGGACAACAACAGCGUGACCUCGGACGCCAGCAGCGAGGCUUCAGACAGUUCUGAGGAGCUCUCGCCUAUGCACAGCUUUACCUCCAACCCUCUAGGGUCGGUCUUGGUAGGCUCUGGACCUUUUAGCCCCUCGGUCAUUAGCACCCCGCCGUCGUCUCCAGAGGCCAGCCCGGAGGCCGGCGCCCAGAUGAACGGCUGGGUGGCCAAGCACGCUGAGCUGCACUUGCCGGUGAAAAUCCGGAGCGGCGGCGUGGCGAAGAGCUUGGAAAAGACGGGACUCAUCUGCGGGGACACGUCCCCGGACAGCCGGAGGCGGGUGCAUAGGUGUCACUUCAAUGGGUGUUACAAGGUUUACACAAAGAGUUCGCACCUGAAAGCCCACCAGCGCACUCAUACAGGUGAGAAACCAUACAGGUGUUCGUGGGAAGGCUGUGAGUGGCGCUUUGCACGAAGCGACGAGCUGACCAGACACUUCAGGAAGCACACCGGGGCAAAGCCAUUCAAAUGCAGUCACUGUGACAGAUGUUUCUCCAGGUCCGACCAUCUGGCUCUCCACAUGAAGAGGCACGUCUGAAGAGGACCGAGGAGCGACAUCAAAGGGGAAAUCUUUGUUUUUCUUAAAGUGGGAAAACAAACAAACGAACAAAUGAACGAACGUUGCAUCUCCCGGCCCGUCUCGAGGUUGAACUGUCCCAGAGUGGCGGGGGUGUUCCAGCCAAAGCAUGCCGUUUUGCACCGAACUGAAACCCAGUGCCUCCUGGACGUCUCUUCGGAGGGAGGCGCUCUGACGGUCAGCUGACGUAUGAGGACACAAAUCAUCGAUGAGGAGGAUGAGUUCUUCAUCCAAGGACUUAAACACAUUAAAAAAAAAAAAAAAAAAAAA
This is a messenger RNA of Melanotaenia boesemani (Boeseman's rainbowfish), 1391 nucleotides long. RefSeq names its product Kruppel-like factor 6a (gene klf6a). Bases 222 to 1082 code for a protein of 286 amino acids. The record is from RefSeq and is a predicted model, not a curated record. Gene Ontology annotation, molecular function: RNA polymerase II cis-regulatory region sequence-specific DNA binding; DNA-binding transcription factor activity, RNA polymerase II-specific. Gene Ontology annotation, biological process: regulation of transcription by RNA polymerase II. The transcript is spliced from 4 exons. NCBI's taxonomy places the organism in Eukaryota, Metazoa, Chordata, Actinopteri, Atheriniformes, Melanotaeniidae.